UGGCUGAAGCAAAAUGCUUUAUGUUACAUUCUUCACAGUAGUUCCCGUGCAAUUCUGCCACUGCUGCCACAACGCGUGUGGUGGCACGCCCCAGCCAGGGGAAGGCUCUUCCCCCGGACAAGGCUCUCUCUGACCUGCCGGCGGGAUUUUUAGCAUUAGAAGGAGGCGAGUUCCGCGAAGGAGCCGCGGAGCUUGAGUUUGCUGGCCAAGUUGGCAACGUAGCCCCUCCGAGGUGUGCAGGGUGCCCGUGCUCCAAGCAGGCCAUCUCCUCGCUCUGCCGGUGAGGGAUGCCUUUGCCUUUCCCAGACCCAGAGAACGUCUUUCUCGCCCCCGGCGGAAUCUUUCUCCGGGGGUCUCCAAGCUGACCCUUCCCCCCCGGGGCAGGGCCAUGAGGUGAGCGUCCCCCGCCUGCCAGGGCCCCGCCGCGGGGGCAGCAAUGGGCUGGCACAGGCGCCCCCCGCCCUCCCGAGGGGCCGGGGGGGGCCGGGGCGGGCCGGGGGCGGUGCUCGGGGCAGGGGCGGUGCCCCAGGGGCCCGGUGACGCGCGGAGGCCGGGCUCUGACGUCACAGAGCCCUGCCGGGCCCCGCCCGGCGCUGGAGGGCUGUGCCGCGGGCACCGCUUCAGCAGUGCCGGCAGCGGCAGCGGCGCGGGGCAGGCGCAGGGGGCCAUGGCCCCCACCCGCCUCCUCCUCCUCGUCCUGGUGGCCCUGCAAGCCCGGCGUGUCAGCGGUGCGCGGUGGCGAGCGCGGGGAUUAGGCGUGCGGGCAGCUGUGCCCGUAGCCAGUGGCCACCCGAAUUCUCCGCCGGAUCUUCUCUGGGAGCCUCAGGGCGAUCCCACAGACGUGGCUGGAGGCGAUGGCUACCCAGCUUCCCAGCCGGCUUCCAGGGCUGACGCUCAGGGAGAUCGCGUGGAUGUGGGUGCAGGGAGGGCUCUUCCCGCUUCUCGGCUGGAUCUUGCGCUGGAGCUCACCUGGCAUCGCAGGGGUCCUCCGAGAGCCAAGUACAGAGCGGAAAUGGAAAAAUCUUCCCCGCGGUCAUCAGAAGUCCUAGAGGGAGUCCUGAAGGAACUGGACAAAGCAGCACAUGAGAUGGACCAAGAGACUGUGGAGAACGAGGCGUUUCAGGGAGGACGCAGUCAGGCAGUGAGAGUGUCUGAUGCAAAAACGGGGGCAAUUCAGUCAACAGGCCUCCCAGUUCUGUCCAAGCCCGGGAACGCCCACCGCGCCAGGAUAUAUGGAUUUUUUCGAAGCAGUCCAGUUCUGUCCAAGCCCGGGAACGCCCACCGCGCAGGGACAUAUGAAGUUUUUCGAAGCAGUCCAGGUGUGGGUGGCAAGACAAAUGCAAAUGCUGCGGGUCAUGGAAACUUCAUGGAGUACUGCGUGGAGGGUGCCAGUGGCAGUCCUGGGCUCCAUGCUGCUUGGGAUGGUGUUUUGUUGUGUGUUCCACCUGUGGAGGAAGCGAAAACACUUCAGGAGCCUAGCCCAACCCCAGCAGCCAUCCCUCGCGCCCGGACAGCCGUCCGGACGGCCCACCCCGGCACCCCUGAGAGCUGGACCCGACACCAGCGGCCGUCACCUCUGCCUGGAGAACUGGCCCGCCUGCCACAGCGCUCCAGGGGACCGGCCCUCGCCAGCCCGGACAGAUGCCUGGCCCGCCCACCUCCACCCCGGCCUCCACGUCCCUCCGACACAGCUGGCCAGCUGUUGUGGGACCAGCCCAGCACCCUCCAGCCCCCGGAGAAUUGA
This is a messenger RNA of Tyto alba (common barn owl), 1744 nucleotides long. RefSeq lists its product as uncharacterized. The transcript is spliced from 10 exons. Lineage: Eukaryota; Metazoa; Chordata; Aves; Strigiformes; Tytonidae. The coding region runs from base 437 to 1744 and encodes 435 amino acids. The record is from RefSeq and is a predicted model, not a curated record.